Xiphophorus couchianus (Monterrey platyfish) is the source of this 1378-nucleotide messenger RNA. RefSeq names its product cell growth regulator with EF-hand domain 1 (gene cgref1). Bases 376 to 1110 code for a protein of 244 amino acids. Gene Ontology annotation, molecular function: calcium ion binding. NCBI's taxonomy places the organism in Eukaryota, Metazoa, Chordata, Actinopteri, Cyprinodontiformes, Poeciliidae. The record is from RefSeq and is a predicted model, not a curated record. The transcript is spliced from 8 exons.
CUGCAAAAACAAAACGCUGACAGCGUUUCACCCACACGAAUGAGCUGCUGCUCCGCCCAUGUAAACGAAGUGACCCAGGAUUACAUAAAUAAAUACCAGGUUUGUGUGUCCGCACCCUUAGAGGAAUGUGACUGAGUGCGUGGACGUGGCGUGGCAGGAAAAUCCCGGACAAAGACAGAGCGGGCUCAUCCACGUGGAGCCUGCCACGGAGCAAAACCCGCAGCGGGGACCGGAGAGGGGGAGGACGCAGUGCUGCAGAGCCGGCGGGGCGGGGCGGGGCGGUGCGGGGCGGUGCGGGACGGGACAGAGGUGUUCUCCAGAAAUGAACCUUUAACCUGCGGAAAUCAACGCGUCUCUCCUGUCAACACUCCAGCUAUGCAUUCAGGUCUGCUCAUGGGGUACCAGCUGGUCCGGCUGGUCCCACCUGCUCUGUCCCUGUGGUUCCUCAUAAACCUGAGCCUGGCAGCACCAGGUCUGCCUGGGACUCAAAGGGAAGAAUCGGAUCUCCGUCCCCCUCCAGGACUGAUCAAUCCCUUCGGCUCUGGAGAAGAGGAACGCAGGUUGUUGCAGAGCUACAUUCAGCAAAGUCUACGCAACAGUCAGGGAAGUCCUGACAUCACUUCCUGGGAGCAAGAGGUGUUCUUCCUGUUUCGUCUCUACGAUUAUGAUCGCAGCGGAUUCUUGGAUGGCUUGGAGAUCAUGAAGCUGCUCUCUGACUACAUCUCCCAUCAUGCACUAGGACCAGAAGCCAGUGAGCAAGUGGUGUCCAUGGUGGAUUUCUUACUACAGACUCAGGAUCUAAACCAGGAUGGCCUGCUGGACCCUUCAGAGCUGCUGUCGCCUUCAUUUAUUAACACACAGCAGGGCUCAAGCAACAACAAAGCACCUCAUCAAGAGCAGGAGUUGACGGAAGAGAACAAGCAAUCAAACACAAUUACUGCGGAGUCGAAUGCAGGAGCGGUGGAGCAGAAAGACGAGCAGCGACUGGACGUAAUGAUGCUUCAGGACGAAUCCAUAAAGCAAACAGAGGAGCACCAGGCUCAAGAACGUCCUAAUCCGUUAGCAGAAACCCACCAUGACCCUGUGCAUCAAGGACAACCAGAAAUAUAAAUAUUAACCACUUUACCAUUUAGCCUGCUUUAGAAAAAAACUUUUAAAGAUAAAAGAAGAAUUAGAAAUUUCUCACUGUAAAUUGUGUUUUUUUUAUAUAUAUGAAUCUCUAAGCGUAUUUUAACAAACGGCUGUUAAAAUGCUGGGCCUCUUCAACGGCUUUCUGUCACAUUCUUUCUACGAAUAAAGUGAUUUCCACAGCUUUUACAAAGGUAGGGGUUUUAAAUUAAACUUAUAAUGCUUUCCAUAAAUUAAAAUGUUAUGAUUG